AUGAGGAAGAGCAGGAGUGUACUGACAAUGUCACCCAAAGAUGACAAUAAAGAUCCUUCUGACCGUGGUGAGUCUCUCUCCUCACGGUGCAUGCUGGGAGUUGACCUGUGUCGAGGAAGACGCUGUUUCUCUGGCAACCUGCAGCUGCCCCCAUUGUCAUGGCGACAGACAGAGAGGUUACGAACCCCAGACGAGGAACUCAUUGCCCGGCCAACGACCCUUGCCCUCAUCACACCUCCACGCAUUGACAUCACACCGGUGGAUUCUGAUUGCUUUGAUGUUGAAAAUGGCCCAUCAACAAGCUGUAGUCCACUGGACUCCCAAGUGUCCCCAGGUUCUGGACUGGUUCUGCAUACUAACUUUCCGGGUCACAAUCAGCGCCGGGAGUCCUUUCUGUACAGAUCUGACAGCGACUAUGACCUUUCACCCAAGUCCAUGUCUCGCAACUCGUCCAUCGGAUCCGAAUUGCAUGGGGAUGACCUGAUUGUCACACCAUUUGCUCAGGUUCUAGCAAGCCUGCGUAGUGUCAGAAAUAACUUCACCAUCCUGACCAAUGUACAGUGUGCCUCAAACAAGAGGUCUCCGGCUGCUACUCAACCCCCCAUCACUAGAGUCUGCCUCACAGACGAGUCCUAUCAGAAACUGGCUAUGGAGACCAUGGAGGAACUGGACUGGUGUCUGGACCAGCUGGAGACCAUCCAGACCUAUCGCUCUGUCAGUGACAUGGCCUCCAAUAAGUUUAAAAGAAUGUUGAACCGGGAGCUCACACACCUUUCAGAGAUGAGUCGUUCUGGAAACCAGGUUUCAGAGUUCAUCUCCAACACCUUCUUAGACAAACAGAAUGAGGUGGAGAUCCCAUCCCCUGUUCCCAAAGCUCGUGAGAAGAGGAAGAAGCACCAGCUGAUGACUCAGAUCAGUGGGGUGAAGAAGGUGUCCCACGGACCCAGCUUGUCCAGCUGCAGCAUCGCUAGGUUCGCCGUCAAAACUGACAAGGAGGACCUGCUAGCCAAGGAACUAGAAGACCUGAACAAAUGGGGCCUGAAUAUUUUCAGUGUUUCAGAGUUCUCAAACAACAGGCCUCUCACCUGCAUCAUGUACGCAAUCUUUCAGGAGCGAGACUUGCUGAAGACGUUCAGGAUCCCGGCGGACGCGUUUGUGGCGUACAUGAUGACGCUGGAGGACCACUAUCACUCUGACGUGGCGUAUCACAACAGCCUGCACGCUGCGGACGUGGCCCAGUCUACCCACAUCCUCCUGUCCACACCUGCUCUGGACGCGGUUUUCACAGAUCUUGAGAUACUGGCUGCCAUUUUUGCUGCAGCCAUCCAUGACGUGGAUCAUCCAGGUGUUUCUAACCAGUUCCUCAUCAACACCAAUUCGGAGUUGGCCCUCAUGUAUAACGACGAGUCAGUCCUGGAGAACCACCACCUGGCUGUGGGUUUUAAGCUCCUGCAGGAGGAAAACUGCGAUAUCUUCCAGAACCUGACCAAGAAACAACGACAGUCCCUCAGAAAGAUGGUUAUCGAUAUGGUACUGGCCACAGACAUGUCCAAACACAUGAGUUUACUGGCUGAUCUUAAGACGAUGGUGGAGACAAAGAAAGUGACCAGCUCAGGGGUACUGCUCCUGGACAACUACACUGACCGGAUACAGGUCCUGCGUAAUAUGGUGCACUGUGCUGACCUCAGUAAUCCCACCAAACCUUUGGAGCUGUACCGCCAGUGGACAGACCGCAUCAUGGAUGAGUUUUUCCAUCAGGGUGACCGGGAGAGAGAGAGAGGCAUGGAAAUCAGCCCAAUGUGUGACAAACACACAGCCUCUGUAGAGAAAUCACAGGUGGGUUUUAUCGACUAUAUUGUACACCCGCUGUGGGAGACAUGGGCUGACCUGGUGCAUCCAGACGCACAGGACAUCCUUGACACCCUGGAGGAUAACCGGAACUGGUACCAGAGCAUGGUUCCUCAGAGCCCGUCUCCACCCUUCUACCAGCCUGACAAGGAAGGCCAUGGUGGGGGCCCUGGUGCUGACAAGUUCCAGUUUGAGCUCCCGCUUGAGGAGGAGGACUCAGAGGGGACAGAGAAAGAUGAACAGAGCCUAGAGGAGGAGGAGGAGGAGGAGGAAGAGGAAGAGGAGGAGGAGGUGGCUGAUGAUACAGAGACAAGGGAGGAGGAGACAGAGCACCCUACCACACAUAUUGAGAUCGUCACCCAAGACGCCUCACCGGUCGACACGUAGAAGCUGAUGUCAUGGCGGGAAUCUUGACCGUUUUUGUUUUCACGCUGGAAGAGCAAUGUUGCGGUUGAUUGCUUUUUAAAGAAGCCCAUUCAGGGGGCGUUUUCUGAGCCCUCUCUUGAGAAAGAUGGCUUUCUUCCGAUGCACUUGCAUUUGGAGCCAGUUGAGUUGGAAUUCUCAGGAAAAAAAAAUGCUGCAGAUGUUUUGGACAUUAGCUGUCGGUUGGAUCAGGGCUAACCAUCACAGGCAUGUUGGUUUGUUUGGCAGUCUGAGGAUUUAACACUACUGCGAGGAUUCUCUUUUGUACCAAGUGACUUUUUUAAAGCUACGGGAGCGUGAGACGAUGCAUGAACUACUGACAAAUAAGUAUUUAUUAAGAAAGGGUUUACUUUUUCUGUACCAUUUGUCUAAAAACGGUGUGUGCCUUUUUUACUCCUGUCUUUUAAUAGUAUUUUUUAUUUAUUGACACACUUUAGUAAACCUGUAUGUGUACAUGUUUUUGGUUUUGUACAGCUUAACGAAACAGCUUAAAAGCAACGUUGUUUUGUAACAGAGAAGAGAACUCAGUGUCUUCCGUUAUAUUUGGCAAUAUAAAUAAUCCAAACAUUCACAUAUUAAACCACACACAUGCUGUGUAUUGAUAUUGGCA
Chanos chanos (milkfish) is the source of this 2881-nucleotide messenger RNA. It is a transcript of the gene pde4ba, whose product is annotated as phosphodiesterase 4B, cAMP-specific a. Bases 1 to 2235 code for a protein of 744 amino acids. Gene Ontology annotation, biological process: signal transduction. Gene Ontology annotation, molecular function: 3',5'-cyclic-nucleotide phosphodiesterase activity. The record is from RefSeq and is a predicted model, not a curated record. NCBI's taxonomy places the organism in Eukaryota, Metazoa, Chordata, Actinopteri, Gonorynchiformes, Chanidae. The transcript has 16 exons.